Molecule: messenger RNA, 636 nt
Organism: Aplosporella prunicola CBS 121167
Lineage: Eukaryota; Fungi; Ascomycota; Dothideomycetes; Botryosphaeriales; Aplosporellaceae
Exons: 2
Coding region: 1-636 (211 amino acids)
Source: RefSeq, a predicted model, not a curated record
AUGUAUCAUCAGCAAGCGUCGAACGAUGCUUAUGGCACGCCUUACCAACCUACCUACGCGGGGCAGCACACAGCAUGGACACAGCAGAUGUCGCAAAACGUGCCACUGCCCAACGUCUUCAACGAUUCGUUUCAUAGCAUGCAAAACCCUCCGUUUCCCCCAUUCACUCAGCCUCCGCAGCCCCAGUACCCGCAGUCUCCGCAGCCCGAAUACCCACAGCCUCAAUAUACGCAGCCUCAGUAUAAGCAACCCCCACCGCCACUGAGACGAACGUCGGUCCAGCUGCGCUGGGAGGAUUAUCUCCAAAGCGACGAGAGCUCAGAGACUCUAACAGGAAACGACACUUACAUCAAGCAGGUGACAUCGGAGUUAGAGCAGCGCGCCAUAUCUGACCAGCGUCUUGAGCAGCUGCAGAACCAGGUCGACCAUGCUCACGCGCAGGCGGUCGAGAAAGAACGGCGCCUGAAAUGGGCACAGGAAAUGAUCAUAUCGAACCCGGCGGUCAGUGCCGAGAUAUACUGUGCCAUGUCGAGGCGCGCGGCCUCGCCGUCGUCGGCCGCCACGACACCAUCGGCCGACGGCAGGGCCGGCGGCUUCUUCAGCCGGCAGCCAUCCAGCCACGGCAGCCCCACGUGA